Molecule: messenger RNA, 6445 nt
Organism: Neolamprologus brichardi
Lineage: Eukaryota; Metazoa; Chordata; Actinopteri; Cichliformes; Cichlidae
Source: RefSeq, a predicted model, not a curated record
UCCCAUGCCAGGACUUGUGGCGGCUGCAGCGGUAGCCUGGACUAGAGGAAGUGUUUUGGAGGCAUAGGAGAAAUAGCAGCAGCAGCUAUUCCCUUUUUUUUUUUCAGGAUACGAGCAAGAUUUGAUUUUAUUACCAGCAGUGACAGAAAGGAGCGAAAGGAGCCCCUGGGUCCAAGCAAACUCCGAAUAGCCAGAGAGCGCAUUCCAGCAGAGGAAAAUGAGCCUCCCAGCCCGCAGUAAGCCUGUUUGACGGCUGAGGGCUCUUUGAGACUCCGGACUUUAUCAUAUUCCUUUUCUUUCUACAGCUUAAACUUACUUAAAAAAAAAGGAGGAAAAGAAGAAAAAAAACCAAGUCGUCGCUUUCACUUUAAAAAGGAAAGCCAAAGAUUCAUAAUGGAGGAGGGAUACGAACUCGACCUUACGUAUAUCACAGAACGUAUCAUAGCUGUGUCCUUCCCCCGGGGGUGCUCCGAGGAGAUCUACUCACACAACCUGAAGGAUGUCACGCGUAUGCUCAAGUCCAAGCAUGCAGACAAUUACCUGAUCAUCAACCUGUCAGAGAAAAGACAAGAUCUCUCUAGAAUGAACCCAAAGACCCUGGAUACAGGUUGGCCUGACCUGCAUGCUCCACCUUUGGAUAAGAUCUGCACCAUUUGUAAGGCCAUGGAGAGCUGGCUUAAUGCUGAUCCGCUACAUGUGGUUGUUAUACACUGCAGGGGUGGCAAGGGUCGAAUUGGCGUCGUCAUCUCAUCGUUUGUGCAUUUCACUGACGUGUCAGCCAGUGCUGACCAGGCGUUGGACCGCUUCGCCAUGAGGAAAUACUACGAUGAUAAGGUCUCAGCUCUGAUGACACCUUCACAGAAGCGGUAUGUUUGGAUCCUCAACAGCCUGCUAAGCGGAUCCAUGAAGAUCAACGCCUCCCCCUUGUUCAUGCACUGCGUCAUCCUUCAUGGGAUUCCAGAUUUCAACUCCGCAAGAGUGUGCUGUCCUUACAUCAAGGUCUACCAGGGAAUGCAAGCAGUGUAUUCAUCUGGAGUCUAUCACAUUGGUCCAGGCCACAGAGACCGUGUAUGCAUCAUGCUGGAGCCUGCGCAGCUCCUAAAAGGGGACAUCAUGAUUAAAUGCUAUCAUAAAAGUGAGGUGACUUCAGAGCGUGAGGUUAUUUUCCGGGUGCAGUUUCACACGGGAGCAGUACAGGGUUACAACCUGAUGUUUGAAAAAGAGGACAUGGAGACUGCCAACAAAGAUCCCAGAUUUCCAGAUUAUGGUAAAGUGGAGCUGGUUUUCUCCGAGGGACCAGAGAAGAUCCCAGGUGCUGACAAGUGGAAAAAUGGAGGAGAUGUUAUUGUGGACUACAACACAGCAGAUCCUCUAACUCGCUGGGACUCGUACCAGAACAUCUGUGAUGGCGAAGCACCACGAUCUCAAGGCCUAACACAGGACAGGACGGCAAACAAGAGGAGCCCCACCAGAGGAGACGUCGCGCUGGCCCAAGGGCCGCGCACAACCUCCGCAACCUCUAGCCCUGACCACAGUGACCACGCUCUCUCUGUCAGCAGUGACUCAGGCUUAUCUAGCACUUCCCUGUGGGCGGACAAACCCACACCUGUCGCCAGCGCUACCACUACCACCACCUCCGUCAAAGCUAACCAGGGACCAAGUCAGCAGGAAAAGGUCCAGCUAAAGCGUCUCCUAAGUGGUUUUGGCCUUGAGGAUCCGUCACUGGAGGAGAUGACUGACGAAGGCUCUAGAGUGGGCGUCCAGCAGGUAGUUCCAGCGCAGGUGCACAUCAAUGGAGACCCACAAACCCGAGAGAGGGAAACAGACAUUCUUGAUGAUGAAGUCAUUACAGGUCACGAUCUGCACAGUGUGGACAGCUUAGGAACCUUGUCGUCAUCGUGCCACAAGAGCAGCCAGAACUCCCUGCUGUCAGAUGGCUUUGGGAGUCCCGGAGGAGAGGAGCAGCAAAGCCAAAGCCAGCACCACAUCCACCAUGUCGCACCUCAUCCUAUCGAGGACUAUGAGAGAUCCUAUGCUGAGGCUAGAAGGGGCUGUCUGAGCUACAGGAGCAACUCUAUAGCCUCCUCUAAUCCCAGCAAUGCCCCUGUACCCCAGCAGCAUGUCUACAGACAGGGAAGCUAUUCCACACAGUCCUGGGUUCGGCAGCAGCAAAUGGUUGCCGCGCAACACUUUACCUAUAUGCCAGAGGAUGGAAACGAUGCAGAUCGAUUCCACCGGAACAAGCAGAGUGGUAGUCUACCUAAAGCAGGCCUGCCCGCUGAACCACAGGGCCUUACCAGGGACUCCGCAGCAGAUCUUAUUAGAAACGCAGCACCCCACAAAGAACAAACGUCGAUAAACAACAACAAUAACAACAAACGGGAUGAGGAGUUCAAAUCUCUCAUGAAGGACAUCGACAACUCCAUCGACCAGCUCAAUCAGCUGAUCAUGGACCUGGAUCCCACGUUUGUGCCGAGCCACGGCAGCUCCAUUAAGAGAAAAGGUGGAACCCCGGUUAACGGCUCGGUCGGCAAAUGUUCAAACGGCAUCAACCUCAGAUUCAGCGAUAAUAACUCAGCAGACCUGAAAAGCACACAGCAGACAGCUGUCCAAUCCAGUGACGGACGAGUGGGCAUAACACGGACUCUGAGUUGCCAAGGAAGGGACGUCAUAGAUCAUUCAGGCUUCUGUAACUCAAGAUGGGCUGACACAGAGGAAUACAGAGGCCACCUGAGAUGUCCCCCCUGUGUGCCACAGUCCCAGCAUUCCAUAUUGUGUCGAAGUGACAGUGCGGAUUACAGAUCCAACGGCCCAGAUGUAGAUAAUAGUGACAUACCUCCACCCACUCCUGCAUUCCCCAUCUCUCCACCAACACCUUAUGGUGAACUCUGUGCAGAAAUGUGAUUUCUAACAUUCUGUAUUUGGUCUUACACAGAACCCAGGGAAUAUUCAGAGAUCAACCAUUUCGGAGUGGAGAGUUUGCCAGACCCCUCCAUUAACUGCCACAGGACACAAAGUUCCUCAUACUCUGCCUCUAUUGUUGGGAGCCUUCAGCAGACAGACAGUUCAAACAAGAACCAGCACUGGCCAGAGCAUCCUGUCCUGAGCCACCACUCCUCCUUGAGUAGCUACCCCUCUGCAAGACAACCUCUGCCGCACUCCGUGUCACUGGACUAUGGCCACCACUCUCCUCCCCUUAACCACCCCCACAUCCACCCUGCCCCGAAUGCUCACAGCUCUCCUCGAAGCAACCAGCUCAGCCGUAUAGCUAACUAUGCUCUCAACCGUAGUCCUGCUCAAAGCUUUGAGGAACAGGAUGAUUCAUGUCUCGGCUAUGGCGCAGACUGUCCAAACCUGGACAGGGAUCUUUUACCCUCAAUGGAUGGGCAGAAUCAGUUAGCACAAAUGCAGCCUCCACUUCUGCCUGAAAAGAAGAGGACGUCAGAUGGGGAGCAUUCGCUGGGAACAGCCUCUCCAGCCCUCAGUGGAUUCUCAAGUCCCCACAGUGGUAGCUCCCUGAGUAUUCCUUUCCCUAACAUAUUGCCUGACUUGUCAACUCAGACGCCAGGCACAGCCUCACCUCUGCCAGAUGUGCUAGCCAACAAGCAGGUCACUGUAAAAUUUGUGCAGGAUACAUCAAAAUUCUGGUACAAGUCAGACAUCUCAAGGGAUCAAGCUAUUUCAGUCUUGAAAGACAAGGAGCCAGGCUGCUUUAUUGUGCGGGACAGCCACUCCUUCAGGGGGGCCUACGGUCUGGCUAUGAAGGUGGCUACACCCCCUCCCUCAGUUCUUCAGCAGAACAAAAAAGGAGGAGAUUUGUCCAGUGAAUUAGUGCGCCACUUUCUGAUUGAGUGCACACAGAAAGGAGUGCGGCUGAAGGGUUGCCCCAAUGAGCCAUAUUUUGGAAGCUUAACCGCAUUGGUCUACCAACAUUCAAUCACUCCUCUGGCCCUGCCCUGUAAACUUAUCAUACCUGACAAAGAUCCUCUUGAAGAUGUCAUUGAGAACACCUCGCAAUCAGUAACAAACUCUGCCGCUGAGCUGCUAAAACAGGGAGCAGCCUGUAAUGUUUGGUUCCUGGGCUCUGUGGAAAUGGAGUCACUAACGGGUGUCCAGGCAGUGCAGAAGGCCACCACUAUGGUCCUGAACUCUAACGCUCCACCAACCUCCACUGUGGUCCACUUCAAAGUUUCUUCUCAGGGAAUCACCCUCACUGACAACCAGAGAAAGCUCUUUUUCAGGAGGCAUUACAAUGUCAAUACAGUGAUAUACUGUGCUCUGGACCCUCAAGAUAGAAAGUGGAAAAAAGAUGGCUGCCCAUCAGCAAGAAUCUUCGGCUUUGUGGCGAGGAAAACUGGCACUUCGACGGGCAACGUAUGCCACCUGUUUGCUGAGCAUGACCCCGAGCAGCCAGCAAGCGCUAUUGUCAACUUUGUGUCAAAGGUGAUGAUUGGUUCACAUAAGAGUAAGUAGAGGACAAAGCAGAUCACUUGGACAGACGAUUGCAACGUCUAGAACAACGAAUGAAAGACUGAGAGGCUGAAGAACGGACUAAAUAUAAUGACCCGAGAUCGUGAUGAUCUGAAUUUGAACUGAAAAACGGGCAAAUGUAAAGUGAUCACUGUACGAGGACAUUCAGUGACACCUUUAAUCGAAAAGUAUAAACAACCUUUUUAAAUUUUUGUUCCUUUCAGUGUAUGAACUGUAAAUUAGCUACAUAACAAAUAACUAAAUCAUUAUCAUUUUCACAUUGUUUACAACUGUAAUGUCUUACACAGUAAUACAAUCAUUAUUAACAUAUUUUAAGUUCCUCAUACUAAAGCUGCUUUUCUUACUCAUUCAUAGCAUUUUAUGGACCAACCAAGAAAACCCUACAUUGUUGUAUGUUUCUCUCAUAUUUAACCAAAAAAGAAAGGAAAAAAAAAAACUUCAUGCAAGCAUUCAUUAAGAUUUCUUUAGUUGUAUCUGAUGUAGAAACACCUCAUCUAACCAAGCAGGCAGGAUUUCUCUGUGGAUUUAAAAACAAAAGCAGUGUUGCAAAUGUGUAUGAUUUGGACUUUGUGCCUAACUUCAUCACAUGCAUGAUUAUUUUAUCUAUGCAAUGUAAAUGUUGUUUUUGCUUUUUUUUUUUUAACGUGUCGUUUUGUGAAAUGUGCUGCAUGUAAGUGGCUUUUUUGAAGGUGUUAAAUCAAUUUUGUCAUAAGAUGUAUUGGAGUAUGACCACUUUUAAAGCUGUUAACAUUUUAAUGAAAGUGUGAGCGUGCGUGCGGGUGCGUGUAAGAGCGUUUGAAUGAGAGAAAUUGUAGAAAGAUAUUUUAAUGAAACCAUAAUAUUCUUUUAUUAUAUAUAUUCUGCUUUGACAGUAACUGAUUAAAAACACAUCAGUACUUUUGUAGAUGGUACAAAAGACUAAGAACGUAGGGUUACCUUGUAACCUCGGUUCUCUGAGUAAAGAGUCGAUUGUGCCAAUUCUAGGGCUGCUUGGAGAUCAAAUUAUCAGUGAUUUCACGCCAGCACAGGUGCUCUAUAAGUGAGCCAGAGUGUCUGUCCACACACCCUGAAUAGCAUUGGGAUUAUCCUUGUACAUAUCAAAUAUGUAACAAAUUGAAGAUUGAGAUCAACACUGCAAUCUUUCAGUGUCAAAAAUAAAGCAGUAUACACAGACCCCCACCCCCCCUUUUUUUUAAACAUUUAUACUAAAUGUGUAAAAACACACAUCCACACACAGGCUGCUAUGUUACAAGAACAAAUGCUGUUAUUAAAAAGAAAACAAAGAAGAAAGAAAGAGGUCAGUGUUGGAAUUUGCACAAAUAGGUUUAGUGUUUAGCACACUCAGCUAGUCAUCUGUCAAUGAUACACAUUUGCUCUUGGAAAAAUCUGUUUGUCCUCCAGCUGAUUGUUCACAUUGUAUAAACGACGAUGACCAUAGAAAUGGAUUUGUGUUGGGUGACCAUUUUAUCCAGAGAGGGAUCGACAACCACACUAACAGCUGGUGUUAUUCUUGCAUCAAGCGCACGCUUAUUAUCACUUUCCAUGACCUAUUAUGUGUACCUCAUCCUUAUCUCAUUCAAUACUGUGCCUCAGUGUAAAACAUGCUACAUGUGAACGGUUUAUUUGUAUAUGGGCAUUUCCAUGUUUUUGUUCAGUUUGUAAAUACUAAACAUAAUGAAACAUUUAUUUAAUCUUGAUCCACUAGAUUCAGCAACUAGUGGGAGUGUUAGCCUUGUACCCAGAGCUGUAAAUAUCAGGCUGUUUGUUGGUUUUUGCAUGAACUGUAGCGGUGGUAGAUUGGGUAAUUGUUUCCCUUUUAUUAGAAAAAGGUUAGCUCUGUCUUGUGUCCUUGUAUCUCUGUGCUAAGCUAUGCUGUGCAGCUUUAUGUAAGUAUAGAGACACCAGGAUGGUAAUAUCUACCAGCAAAGGAGCAAAUAAAUGAAAUUUGAAUACA